Papilio polytes (common Mormon) is the source of this 2943-nucleotide messenger RNA. RefSeq names its product cytochrome P450 6j1-like. Gene Ontology annotation, molecular function: oxidoreductase activity, acting on paired donors, with incorporation or reduction of molecular oxygen; monooxygenase activity; iron ion binding. The record is from RefSeq and is a predicted model, not a curated record. The transcript is spliced from 2 exons. The coding region runs from base 920 to 2395 and encodes 491 amino acids. Lineage: Eukaryota; Metazoa; Arthropoda; Insecta; Lepidoptera; Papilionidae.
UAAAAUUUAACUGCUAUUGUUGUUUUGAUGUCAGUUAUCUGUUCUCGAACAAUUGUUUUUAAAUUGUUUCCUGUAAUCAUUUGAUGUUCGAUUGUUCAUGAUUUUACGUGCGUAUUGUCCACAAUAUCUAACUGUUUAACAAGACAUUAUUUACGCUAGACCUGGAAAAUGCUCCAUAAGUUCUUUAUAAUUUGGACACAAUACAUCCACUGAUAAAAACCUUAAAUAGCAAAAGUAUUGUUUAAUAAUGGCUUAAUGAUAAUAAAAUGUGUUUCAAAGUCCUGCAUUUAAGUUCGUCACCGUACUGGGUCGAGGAAUGCGAGGUUUGUUUCUUAUUACAUACAUAUUCUCGUUUUGGAACACAAUAGCUUGCGGCGAACGCUAGUUAACCGAUCCCAGUUUAGUUUCCAUUUCAAAAUUACAAGAAGUUUUGCGUGAUUUUUAUUUUGUUGAGAUGGACCGAUUUUAUUAUGUCUUUACAUUAUGCUAUGUGCCUUUGAGUAAUAAAACUCCUAUGUUUGAUUUAGGACAUGAUUUUAAAUGCGUAAACCACUUGAAUAGGUAUGAUAAAGUUUGUAAAAGUAUGUAAAAGCUUUGUAAGUUGAGUUGAUUGCUUGAUGCGGGUGCAUUCAAGUCAGGCGUCACGUCAACCGUCAACAAUCGCGUCCUUGAGAUCGUCAGAACUCUGAGCUUAUCUGAGGUUCGGUGCGCCGCCGCUAACGUCGCGAUACGGCUCACUCGAGUGCCGGCCGCCGCGGUCGCACAUCUACAUACCAUCGCCGCGCACGCCGCAUACGCCGCAUACGCCGCAUGAGCGCGCCUUGUUUACUAUACGCUACAUCGCCGGCUUUCUGUUCGUUCCCGUGUUCCAAACUACAAUUUAUUUUUUAAAACCGAACCUGUUUUACACGGUGUUAUAAUGUGGUUGAGUGUAAUUUUUCUUAUUAUAUUACUUUUAUUAAUUGUGUCGUUGACAAUUUUUCACUUCACUACAAAUGGAAGAAAAUACUGGCUUCACCGAAAAGUGCCGUACAGAGAGCCGUGUCCCAUUUUCGGCAACUUUGGUGCAACGCUUACGAUGCGACGGAGCUACACCAAUAUGGUUCAGUUUUUCUACGAUUCAUUUAGAGAAGAGAAGUUCGUCGGUAUUUUUCAAGCCAGAAGACCAACGCUGUUCAUAAUAGAUUUGGAUAUUAUUAAGAAUAUUUUUAUAAAAGACUUUGCCUGCUUUAGCGACCGUAUAUCGGUGUCGACAGACACUCAAAGGGAACCUCUGCUUCGGAACUUGGCAAACAUGAGCGGAGCCGAAUGGAAAGCCAUGCGACACAUAGUGACUCCGACCUUUUCGUCCGCCAAAAUGAAAGCUAUGUUCCCUCUCGUUGCAGACUGUGCGAAUUCUCUAAAUAUAGCACUCUCGCGAGAAGCGUUGGACGAUGUUGAUGUUCCGAAAUUAAUGUCGCGAUUCACGACAGAUGUGAUAGGAAGCUGCGCCUUUGGUGUCGAUCCUGGCUCCUUGAAAAAUCCUGAUUCACCCUUCUUAGCGAUGUCACAGAGAAUGUUUAAAACGGAUCGCACUACUGUACUGAAACGUUAUUGCCGGACGUUCUUCCCGAGGUUGUUUAAAUUUUUGAAUCUCAGAACUUACUCUUGGGAAGUCGAAGCUUUCUUUACUAAUAUUAUAAGUCAAGUCUUAGAAGAGAGGCGAAGAACGGGAGUGCAGAGAAAUGAUUUUAUACAACUGAUGUUAAACAUGCAGAAGACUGAGACUGAGUUUUAUAUGACAGAUGAAUUGAUAACUUCCAAUUCUUUUAUAUUUAUGUUAGCCGGUUUGGAAACGUCGGCGACCACAUUGUCGUUUUGUCUGUAUGAACUUGCGAAGGAUCCCGACUUGCAGAAUAAAGUGAGACAAGAAAUAACCGAUUGCACGGAACGCUACGGAGGUUUGAACUACGAUGCAGUGUGUGCGAUGCGUUUGGUGGUCCAAACGGCGAUGGAGACGCUACGGCUGCAUCCCCCUACACCCUUCACCACGCGCCUCUGUACGGCGCCAUGCACUCUGUCAAGCGAUUUAGAAGUGAAAGUAAAAGACGCUGUACUUAUUCCGCUGCAUUGUAUACAGAAAGAUCCCAGAUACUUUGCAAAUCCUGACAAAUUUGAUCCUGACAGGUUUAAAGAAGAUUUCAACCCACCUGCGUUUAUGGCUUUCGGAGAAGGUCCUCGUAGUUGUCCAGGUGCUCGUUUCGCUCAGCUGAUCGUGGCAGCGGGUCUGGCGGCCGUGCUGAGCGGAUACCAAGUGCAGCCCUGCGCUAGAACAACACCCACUAUACAUUACGACCCUCGCAGCGUCAUGCUUAAGAAUAAAGGCGGCAUUUGGUUAAAGUUUAAACCAUUAUAAAGCUAACUGGAAUUGGGUUAAGAGGGGGUGUUUCAAAAGAAACUGCUUUCUUAAAGUGAUGGUGUCUGGACUCAUCGUAUCUACCGUACAUUGGGAAUUAACCACUGUUUUCUAAUGCAGGGGAAUGCGAGCGCUUGUUAAACUUGUAGAAUGACACGACUAUUUACGAAACUGGAAUUAAAGUAAAUGGUUUUUGUGUUGUGAACGUCGAGAAACGGAAAUGGUUAAGUAGCUUUACCCUACCAUAAAAACCUUACUUUUACCUUUUACCUUAAAAACUUAUACGUACUUUUACCUUAAAAAACGUAAAGCAAAGUCUCUUUCUUGUCUUUUCACCUGCGGGUAAUAAGCUAUGUGAGAAAAAAAAAGAAUGAGUGAAUAUCUCCAACUUACUGCAAGUAAUAGUUGUUUUUAAGUUUAUCAGUAUUAAAAAUUCUCUAAAAUAAAAAGAAAACGGAUUACCAUAAGUAUAAUAAAUAAUUAGAUCUUUAUUUAAUUUAUGUAUUGUUUUUAGAAUCUGAAAUAUAUGAAUUGCCAUAAGAAGUUUU